Polypterus senegalus (gray bichir) is the source of this 753-nucleotide messenger RNA. RefSeq lists its product as uncharacterized. Lineage: Eukaryota; Metazoa; Chordata; Cladistia; Polypteriformes; Polypteridae. The record is from RefSeq and is a predicted model, not a curated record. The transcript is spliced from 2 exons. The coding region runs from base 1 to 753 and encodes 250 amino acids.
AUGAAGCUGAUGGAGCCUUUCAUGGACAAGGGAAGAACUGUUACCACUGACAAUUACUUUACAUCAUUGUCACUCGCUGGACGACUGCUCAGCCGGAAAACUACUCUUGUUGGCACCAUAAACAAGAUUCGUCGCGAGCUUCCACAAUCAGCAAAAGAAUCUUCGGACCGCAACGAAUUCACCACACAGGUGUUUUCAACCACUGGCACCACACUCACAGUUUAUGCGCCCAAGAGGAAGAAGACCGUCUGUAUCCUCAGCACCAUGCACAACAUAGUUGAGAUUGGGGAUAACCGAAAGAGGAAGCCAAACACAGUCACUGAUUACAACACCAUGAAGUGCGGCGUGGACAUUAUGGACCAGAAGGUUCGACAGUACACCGUAAGCGCAGGAACACGGCGAUGGCCAGUUGCCGUGUUUUACAACAUGAUCGACAUGGCAGUGAUGAAUGCUCACGUGCUGUAUCAGGCAUGCACCGGAGUGAAGGAGAGAAGGGUGGACUUCAUGGCGCAGCUUGCAACUGAGCUUGCUAAGCGGUUUAUGCAAGAAAGGAUGGUGGACAAGGAGCAGCUGCUUUUGCAACAACCUGCCACACCACACCCAGGGAAAAGGGCCAAGUGUCAGGUGACCGUCCAGUGCAAGAAAAAUAAUGCAACCUUGCACUGUGUGGACUGCUACAAGUACACCUGUGGGAAAUGCAAGAAGGAGACUGACUGGCAGUGCCAGAUAUGUGCCAACAGAUCACAUCAAUGA